AUGGUUGGCCUAUGUGCCCAUCUACUACCUGUUGAGUGCCUUUCUGCACCGCGUCGUUCCCAUGACAUAAUCGACAUAGCAAAAAAAAGAUGUGAUUGCAGCUGGAGCUUGCUGUGGCUGCCAUGUCAUAUAUGUCCCAAGGAUUCAGAAUGUGGUUUGAUGGGUGAGCUGUUGCGGCAUGCAGGUGACGUUUACGCGGUAUUUCUGUUGUCUCUUUUAGCUUUGCCCGUGAUUCCACUGAACUAUCUCCUGGUGCAUCUGGAUUUGGCACCCCUGAGUUUGGGCUAUGUUUUUCCCUGCAAUCUCUUCUGCUUGUUGCUCUUCAGUUGCUACCUACGCCCCAACGGCCACCUCUGCAGAAUCGCCGUUUCUGACAGCGAUUCGGAAGCCACGCAGUGUGAGGUCUCCGACUAG
Messenger RNA from Cladocopium goreaui, 414 nucleotides. The record is from the annotation of a GenBank genome assembly. NCBI's taxonomy places the organism in Eukaryota, Dinophyceae, Suessiales, Symbiodiniaceae.